Molecule: messenger RNA, 315 nt
Organism: Seminavis robusta
Lineage: Eukaryota; Bacillariophyta; Bacillariophyceae; Naviculales; Naviculaceae
Source: the annotation of a GenBank genome assembly
AUGACGGAAUCUUUGAGCAAUUUCAUUGCCGAAGCGGGUGGUCAAGUUGUGAAACCCUUCAACUGCAGCUGCACCAAAAUCACUCAAUUUCAGGUGACUUUGGACUGCGAUGCACAUUAUACCUAUGACGAGGUCGAGUUCCUUGUCAACACUGAGCACAUGACUUGGAAUAAGCAUCCAGACACUGACUACUUCCUUCCAGAAAAGGUCCAGUUUACGGAUCAACUCCUUGAGGACAUUGGUACCGGUACGCCCUACAAUGAGACCUUUGAAAUUGGCUGCGGGCCAAAAAGAAGUGGUUUUCUGCAACAUUAA